GGCGCACAAACAGCACACCUUCAGAUGGAGAUGAAGUAACAGCAGCGGGAGACUGGCAGAGCUGCAGCAGCUUCUCCAACCAGGACCCGGAGCUUUUCUUCUUGGAGGGACACGCAGGUGACAGCCGCCGGCCGGGAAGUACCGCCGCCUCACCCCCCGGUAACGGUGGACGUGAUUCCAUCCGAUCGUUGAAGAGCGACAUCAGUCCCUCAAGAUGGAAAAUGCGCACAGCAAAUCCGCGGUGGAAGUUCUCAAAUACUUCAGUGUGCACGAGAACACGGGGCUGACUGUGGAACAAGUCAAAGACAGUUUGGAGAAAUACGGACCGAACGAGCUCCCAGCUGAAGAAGGUAAAUCCUUGUGGGAGUUGGUGGUGGAACAGUUUGAAGACCUCCUGGUUAGGAUCCUGCUGCUUGCCGCCUGCGUCUCAUUCGUGUUGGCUCUGUUUGAGGAUGGCGAGGAGACGACCACUGCCUUUGUUGAGCCCAUCGUUAUUCUCCUCAUCCUAAUUGCCAAUGCUGUUAUCGGGGUCUGGCAGGAGCGGAAUGCAGAGAAUGCCAUUGAGGCUCUGAAAGAGUAUGAGCCGGAGAUGGGGAAGGUGUACCGCAUGAAUCGCAGGACGGUGCAGUGGAUCAAAGCCAGAGAUAUCGUUCCUGGAGACAUCGUGGAGGUGGCAGUUGGUGAUAAGGUGCCUGCUGACAUCAGACUGAUAGCUCUAAAGUCAACGACUCUGCGAGUGGAUCAGUCCAUCCUCACAGGCGAGUCGGUGUCCAUCCUCAAACACACUGACCCCGUUCCUGACCCAAGAGCUGUCAACCAAGACAAAAAGAACAUACUGUUUUCUGGCACCAACAUUGCCGUUGGCCGUGGCAUAGGUGUCGUGGUCGCCACGGGGGUUUCCACUGAGAUCGGUAAGAUCCGCAAUCAGAUGGCGUCUACAGUACAAGAGAAGACGCCGCUGCAGCAGAAGCUGGAUGAGUUCGGCCAACAGCUAUCGAAGGUCAUCUCCCUGGUCUGCGUGGCCGUGUGGGUGAUCAACAUCGGCCACUUCGGGGACCCGGCCCACGGCAGCUCCUGGGUCACAGGAGCCAUCUAUUACUUUAAGAUUGCGGUGGCCCUGGCUGUGGCUGCCAUCCCCGAGGGUCUGCCUGCUGUCAUCACCACCUGCCUGGCCCUUGGCACGCGGCGGAUGGCGAAGAAGCACGCCAUUGUUCGCAGCCUGCCCUCUGUAGAAACGCUGGGCUGCACAUCAGUCAUCUGCUCAGACAAGACGGGCACCCUCACCACCAAUCAAAUGUCCGUGUGUCGGAUGUUUGUCACAGAUAAGGUAGUCGGGUCAAGCUGCUCCCUCCAUGAGUUCUCCAUAACUGGUUCCACGUACGCUCCUGAAGGACAAAUACUGAAAGGAGACACGCCUGUGGAAUGUGGAGACUAUGACGGACUGGUGGAGUUGGCCACUGUGUGCUCUUUGUGCAACGACUCUUCGCUCGACUACAAUGAGGCCAAAGGGGUUUACGAGAAGGUGGGUGAAGCCACCGAGACGGCGCUCACCACCCUCGUGGAGAAGAUGAACGUCUUUAAGGUCGACCUGUCCAAACUCACCAAGGUGGAACGUGCCGAGGCCUGCAACGCGGCAAUCAAGCAGUUGAUGAAGAAGGAAUUCACCCUGGAGUUCUCCCGUGACCGGAAGUCCAUGUCUGUCUACUGCACGCCUGUCAGGGAUGGUUCCCAGAGCAAGAUGUUUGUCAAGGGUGCCCCGGAGGGCGUCAUUAAGCGGUGCAAAUUCCUCCGGGUGGGAAAAGACAAGGUGAUGCUGACCACAGAGCUGCGGGAGCAGCUGAUGACCAAAAUCAGGGAGUGGGGGACGGGCAGGGACACCCUGCGCUGCCUGGCACUGGCCACCCGCGACUACCCGCCCAGCAGAGUCACCAUGGAUUUGGAGGAUUCCACCAAGUUUGUAGACUAUGAGUUGGACCUCACGUUUGUUGGCUGUGUGGGCAUGCUGGACCCACCCAGGAAGGAGGUGAUCGACUCAAUAAAACUAUGCAGGCAUGCUGGAAUUCGCGUUAUCAUGAUCACUGGAGACAACAAGGACACAGCCAUCGCCAUCUGCAGACGAAUUGGCAUCUUCGGCGAAAAUGAUGAGGUGGAGGGGAGGGCCUACACAGGCCGCGAAUUUGAUGACCUCUCCUCAGACGAGCAGCGGGAAGCUGUGAAACGGGCACGUUGCUUCGCUCGCGUUGAGCCAGCUCACAAAUCGAAGAUUGUCAGCUACCUGCAGUCAUUUGAUGAAAUAACCGCCAUGACAGGAGAUGGUGUAAAUGAUGCUCCGGCUUUGAGGAAAGCAGAGAUCGGCAUUGCCAUGGGCUCUGGCACAGCAGUGGCAAAAUCUGCAUCGGAGAUGGUGCUUUCUGAUGAUAACUUCUCUACCAUCGUGGCUGCUGUGGAGGAGGGCCGUGCUAUCUACAACAACAUGAAGCAGUUCAUCCGAUACCUCAUCUCCUCUAAUGUGGGGGAAGUUGUCUGUAUCUUUUUGACGGCCAUCCUCGGUCUCCCUGAAGCUUUGAUCCCAGUUCAGCUGCUGUGGGUUAAUCUGGUGACCGAUGGCCUUCCUGCCACCGCGCUGGGAUUUAAUCCUCCAGACUUAGACAUUAUGGACAAACCGCCACGCAAUCCCAAAGAGUCACUCAUCUCUGGCUGGCUCUUCUUCAGAUAUCUGGCCAUUGGAGGAUAUGUGGGCCUAGGAACAGUGAGUGCCGCCAUGUGGUGGUACCUCUUUGACCAAAACGGUCCACAAGUGUCCUUCUAUCAGCUGAGACACUUCAUGCAGUGCACUGAAGACAACCCCAUGUUCCAGGGCAUAGACUGUGCUGUAUUUGAAUCUCGCUACCCCACAACCAUGGCGCUGUCCGUACUCGUCACCAUCGAAAUGUUCAACGCACUCAACAGCCUGUCUGAGAACCAGUCUCUGGUUCGAAUGCCUCCCUGGGUCAAUAUUUGGUUGCUCGGAGCCAUCGUCCUCUCGCUCUCCCUCCACUUCUUAAUCCUGUAUGUGGAGCCGCUGCCGCUAAUCUUCCAGGUGACCCAGCUGCACUGGUACCAGUGGAUUGUGGUGCUGAAGAUUUCUAUCCCAGUCAUCAUCCUGGAUGAGUCUCUUAAAUACAUUUCCAGGAACCAUCUAGAAGAUGAAGAUGCAAAGAAAUAUCGGCAGAGGCAGCUGGACUAAGACCCUCCCGCACAGUCAGACACACCUUCCCUAUUAUUUUGCUAGUGCUAUUAUUAUUGUUAUUUUAUUUAGAAGCCUUUUUCCUCCUCGGUCCCCAGUCCUGCAUGUACAACAAACCACCGCUAGAUGUGAGCAAGGUUUGUCCGAGCAGCCCAACUCCCCGCCUUUUCAACAUUUCUGCCUUUCCGGUUUUUGACUGCACAAAUACAAAAUGCAACGCUGCAGGAACUGGAUCUUUCAGGGAGGGAGGAGAAGAGAGGAUGGGGGAGUCUUCUGGGACUGGGAGGGGGAGGGUUGGUCCAAGUCGGCGCAGAGAGAGAUGGAGAGGCGACGCCUGCCGAGACUGGUCGCCACUGAACAUAAAAGCUGUGGGUGGUUGUGACCUUCACAGGCGUAGCGGCGUAGCUGUGCACGAGGCAGUUUUCUAAAGAUACUGCUCAAUCAUCUGCGGCCAUCACGACCAGCUCUGCAGGAGGGCAGCAUCAUCGGCGUGUCCCAGCGCGGCUCCUUCUUUCUCUUUGCGCAUACACACACACACACACACACACACACACAAAAAGUCCUACUCAUGAUUUUUUCUCUCUCUCUUUCUGUGUGUGAGUCUGAGUUGAGUGUGGAUUUGUGUCUCUGCUGCUCGCUUGCUUCCUUCUGCUCUCACACGAGGAGCUGAGGUCAGCUCCCACAUUUGGCAAGAUUUAAAUUAAAAUGCUAAAUACAGUACAUAAAAGUGAUCUGUCUUAGAGCAGCGUGUGUCAGCCAGUCCACCUGCUGCGCUGAUGUUCACGUUUUAGCUGUCACUGAAAGUACACUUAUUAAAAUAUCCUUUAACUUUAGCAGGAUUAUAGCCUUACUUGAAUUAAUUUGGUAGGUGAAAUGUUUCCGGGAAUUACUAGAUGUCUGGAGGUGGAGCAGCACCACUGUUCAUAUCAGGCAUUAUGCUAACAUGGCGGGUUUAAUAGCUGAUGGGCAGAGUUAAAGAAAACACUAAACGUGGUUAGCAUGAGCGCCUGCAGUCACACGUUAGCAGAUAGUAUUCGUAUAACUGUGGCUAAUGCUAACAAUGGUUGAUCUCAACUGUUAUGUACUCUGUUACCAUUAUCUGAGGCUAAUGUUUCUACACACAACAUAUGCUCAUGCUAACUAUACUUAGCUUUCUUUAAAGUGUGACAUAAAUAGCGGCUAAUGCUAUAUCCUGAAAUCUGUAAUUCCCAAAAACCUUUUGUCUUUGGACUUGUUUGAUGGUUUUCUUCAGUCUUUGGUUCAUGGAGAUCUUGUGGAGACACUCUGCCGUAAUUGUUCAAGUUUGAAAACGUGUCUUUUAAUCAUUAUUGUCAGUCCUGAGGAAUUGUUUAACACCACACGGACUGAAAGGCCAAAAGAAACGGGUGUUGUAGCCAUCAUGCUUGUUUUAAAUUGUAAUUUCUGGAACUGAAACCAAAACCAUCUUGUGUGUUGCACAUAUUCAAAAUUGGCAAAAUUUGUAUUUUUCCAUCUAUAACUGUUUGCCAAAGUAAAUUAUUAAAAACAUGUCCAGUUCUAAGCAAACAACCUUUUUUUUUUUUAAACAGUCUGCUUAGUUAUGGAGACUGAAAUAAAACUGCAGGUUUAAAUGUAAAGUUGACCUUCAAAAAUAAGUCACAAAAUUUGCUUUGUGUCAAUAAUAUUAGUACUAAUAGUUUUUUUAAAGCCCAUUUUUAACAUCCGUUAAUAAUUAUACCCGUUCUGUUUGUGUUUUGUUUUGUUUGUUUUGUUUUUAAUCUUCGGUUCGUCCAUGCCUUAUGAAGCCCACUGCACCGCCACAGUAAUUGUGUGGUCAAAAUGUAUGUUGUCUUCACAUCACCACAACAGUGAUUUUUCAGGGGGACCACUUUUAUAGACUCUGAAUGUCUGAGGCAGGUGAAACGGGAAGCACUUGCCCUUCUUGUGCGCCGCUCCCUCAGCUCCUCCUGCACGUACUUUGUGCUUUAGCAACUCAUCUGGGAAACAUUUUAUGAUAAUUAAAUAAUGAAUUUGACUGAAUGAGAGCAAACACUUUGUGAUGUAAUGUCUAAUCUCUGGGUUUGUUUUUGGCUCUGGCGCCCUUUAAGCUGCAUCAGGUUCCUAAUGGCUAACAUCUGUUUUUAGUCCCUCCUCCCUUCUUCUUCCAGUUAGAUGAGUGUGAUAAAGUGAUGAAUUUACACAAACAAAAUAUAACCCGCACAGCUCACUGUGUGAUUGAUGAAGUGUUUUCACUGAAACAAAAAGAUUCAUCAGCUAUAACCUAAUUAACGCUUUGAUUUAACUUUUGAGGGUUACUGAUCAAAAAUGGAAGUAUGUAGAGCUUGUUUUUGGCUGCUUCCAGAUCUGAUUUUAUCAAACAAGGCUGAAAUCUAAUAUACUCAAAUCUAACGAAAGAAUCCAACUUUGUAAUCCUUGUUAAUGUUGCGUUUGUUACUCCAUGAGAUAACUGGCGAAAAGUUGUUCAGUCGUUGUAUCCUGAGAGUAAAAGUGGAGUACAGUCAUUAAGUUUAACAGCAAUUACCAGAUUUCCAGAUGUAAAGCGUCUCACUGUUUAUCCCAGAUAAUGGUUAAAACACAACACAAACCUCAGUUGAUAGAAUAAUUAACUCGCGUUAGUGUCACUUUAUGUGCUAAUGUUUACCACUAACGUGCUAACACCCACGACCAUUAGUGAUCUCUUUAAUACAGCAUGCCAGUAUUACAGAAAACAACUGUAGUUAGAAUGACCACAUGCCGUUCAUGCAUUGGCUGUUAGCAUAAGCUAUUAACGUGCGCUAACACUACCACUGGUUGAUAGUAUCAAAGUACCUCACAGUAGUGUUGACCUUAGUUGGCAUCAACCGCUAACCGUUAGCACGACUGGAUGCUCUAAUGCUAACCAUUAACACAUGUGCUAACACGACCGGCAACUAGCAUUUUCUUUAAUAUGGCCCAUCAGUCGGUCAAUAAAAUCGCCAUGUCAACAUAAAAAUACCUAAUGUAAUAAUCAUUAUUCUCUGCAUCCAGAAUUCUGGAAAUUCAAGAAAAACAUACCUCUAGAGAAAAUUCAAGUAAGGCUAUUAUAAGGUGGCGUUUUAAAAAUAAUAAUGAUAAUAAAGUGGCAUAAUUUCAUGACUUUUUUUUUUUAACCACUUACUUAAUUUGGAGUUCUCCCAUGAGGAUCCAGGUCAGUUCUGUUUUGGGUCUCCAGGAGCCCCUCGUGGCUGCUGUAACGUCAGCACCAACAGGCCCGCUAUGUGUGUUUAGCUGCGUUACUUACUACUGAAUCCUCAACUGUGUACAGAAGAGAAUAUGAUUGCAUGGAACCUUAUUACUGUAAUAAUAACAGUAUGUAAUAUUUAAUUUUUUUUGAUAAAUUACAUCAACAAAACCAACUUAACAGGAGAACUGCGAGAAACGUUUUUUUUUGAGCACAUGGUAUCUAGGAUUUAAGUUUUUGUAGAGUAGAAUGUUUCUUCAUUGUUGCUUACUGGUUUUUACAGUUUCUGGGGGUUUUGUGUCUUUUACUGUAGGGGCAAAAAAAAAAGUCACAUUCAAGAUAGAUGAGAAUCACGUUUAUGCUAAUUAACGAUGAGGAUGCUGAUCGCUUUCAGCGAUAUAUAUCUGGUGUGAGAACAUUAAGGAGUUUGUUUUGUUUUGAAUGAACUGUAUCUGGUUUACACUGAACGGUAAAGCAGCAAUGAAUCCUGGGAUAUGAAGUUUUAUGAUUGUACAUUGAAGGGCUCGGUGUGGAUACAGUCUCUAGAGACCCAUGACAGUCCUCAUCCUGCAUAGUACUCAAAUAAAUAAAUAAAUGAAUAGAAAUGCAAAAAAAUAAGAAUGAACCCAAUUAACAGUAAAUGAGUGAUUUAUGAAAUUGGCUCAGGAAUCACUUCCCUUUUAUCGGUCUAGACAAAUCAACUGUCUCUAGAGCCUGAGUCCUAACUCUUAAAAAAACUUAAAGGAUUCUCUGUAUUGCCUUGUUAAUAUUCAUUGUGGAGACAUAAUUUUAUAAAUGAAAAAGAUGUAGAAUAAAGAUUAUUAUCUUGUUAUUUA
Molecule: messenger RNA, 7261 nt
Organism: Thalassophryne amazonica
Lineage: Eukaryota; Metazoa; Chordata; Actinopteri; Batrachoidiformes; Batrachoididae
Gene: atp2a3
Product: ATPase sarcoplasmic/endoplasmic reticulum Ca2+ transporting 3
Biological process (GO): calcium ion transmembrane transport; intracellular calcium ion homeostasis
Cellular component (GO): membrane
Molecular function (GO): P-type calcium transporter activity; ATP hydrolysis activity; ATP binding
Source: RefSeq, a predicted model, not a curated record